This is a messenger RNA of Saccharomycodes ludwigii, 969 nucleotides long. RefSeq names its product TRAPP subunit TRS31 (gene TRS31). Gene Ontology annotation, cellular component: TRAPPII protein complex; TRAPPI protein complex; TRAPPIII protein complex. The transcript has a single exon. Gene Ontology annotation, biological process: endoplasmic reticulum to Golgi vesicle-mediated transport. The record is from RefSeq and is a predicted model, not a curated record. The coding region runs from base 1 to 969 and encodes 322 amino acids. Lineage: Eukaryota; Fungi; Ascomycota; Saccharomycetes; Saccharomycodales; Saccharomycodaceae.
AUGUCCAUAAAUAAAAAUACCAAUAGCAGCAUUUUAGGUUAUGACCAAAAUAUUGGUCCACGCCAGACAGUUCCAAUGGAAAUACAAAAUGAUCCUUAUAUUAUUUCACAAGUAAAUAAUCCAGGAAAUAUUUACAACUCACAACAAGUGUCUAAUAGAUUAAUAAACUAUACCACCGGCAAAAAUGUUUCAUUGUCUGCAUUCAUGUUUUUAUUAUCAGAAAUCAUCAUAUAUACAGUACAAGGAGUACCUUCAUCUUCUCCUGGUUCAUUAGUGGAAGAAAAAUUAAAAACAUUAGGAUAUAGCAUUGGCAUUAGAUUAUUAGAACUCUUACAAUAUAGAAGUUCGUUACCUCAACCAACGAGAUCCUUCUUCGGUGGCUCAAGCAGUGGUACUAGUAAUAACAAUACUAAUAAUACAGAUAAUAGUACUGUCAAUAAUAUCAGUACUCUUUCCGGUAACAUAACAAAUAAUACAAAUAUUUCAGGUGAUUUAAGGAAAUCUUCUAAUGUUUCCGGUAACAUAUCUGUUUCUACUGCAUCUAAUGCCACUGCCUCGAUUCCUUAUUCUAUAAACGGUAAUUUUAUAUCCCUACUGGAAAACACGACAGCGCAAAAUAUACAAGCCAUGGAAAAAAGAAGUAUUAAAAUUAUUGAAAUUUUGCAAUUUUUACAUGGACCAGUAUGGAGGUACUGUUUUGGUAAAAAUAGUGAUGAUCUAGUCAAGAGUAGCGAAAGAGAGAAUGAGUACAUGAUUAUAGAUAAUGAUCCAUUAAUAUCGCAAUUGAUUGCCCCACAGCAUUGUAAUUAUUUUAUAUGUGGAAUUAUCCAAGGCGUAUUAGAUCAUGCGUGUUUCCCAACAAAAACCAUUACAGCACAUAUUAUGCCUGAUAAAGAAAAUAGAUUUGAUAACAAAACAAUAUAUUUGAUAAUUUUUGAAAGGCAGGUUAUUGAACGUGAAAAGGUGUAA